Molecule: messenger RNA, 2107 nt
Organism: Quercus lobata
Lineage: Eukaryota; Viridiplantae; Streptophyta; Magnoliopsida; Fagales; Fagaceae
Gene: GSH1
Product: glutamate-cysteine ligase
Exons: 16
Coding region: 180-1760 (526 amino acids)
Biological process (GO): glutathione biosynthetic process
Molecular function (GO): glutamate-cysteine ligase activity
Source: RefSeq, a predicted model, not a curated record
CCCCACAAAAAACCUUUUUUUCCCUUUUCAGCCACGAUGAAAGCUGAAACUUUUGCAUUCAUUCGUAGACUGACUCUCUCUCUCUCUCAGUGAAAACAACAACAGCAACAACCAAAAAAAAAAAAAAACCCAGAACAAUCAAACCCCAGUCAGCAUAUCAGAGGCCUCAGGGGCACGCAAUGGCACUCGUUUCCCAGGCAGGUCCAUCAUAUUGCAUCCGCACUGAAAUAAUAAGAUGUAAAGCUGGGAACCAUGCGGGAUUUAGCAUGACAAACAAUAUGGAGGCAUCAAAAAUGAAGGAACUCUGUGCUGGUUUCUUGUCAUUAUCAUGUAAUUCUGCCAAGAAGGCACAAAUGUUGCAUGUAGAUGGUCCUGGAGUUGGUUGCAAACGAGGUCAUCGAGUGAUUGUUGCAGCAAGCCCUCCGACUGAUGAUGCUGUACUUGCUACAGAGCCAUUGACGAGACAGGAUCUCAUAGAUUACCUUGCCUCUGGUUGCAAGCCCAAGACAAAUUGGAGAAUAGGAACAGAACAUGAGAAGUUUGGUUUUGAGUUUGGAACUCUACGUCCAAUGAAGUAUGAACAAAUAGCAGAGUUGCUGAAUGGGAUUGCUGAAAGAUUUGAUUGGGAGAAAGUAAUGGAAGGUGACAAAAUUAUAGGACUCAAACAGGGGAAGCAAAGCAUAUCACUGGAGCCUGGGGGUCAGUUUGAGCUUAGCGGUGCACCUCUUGAAACUUUGCAUCAAACUUGUGCCGAGGUUAAUUCACACCUUUAUCAGGUAAAAGCUGUUGCAGAGGAAAUGGGAAUCGGAUUUCUAGGAAUUGGUUUCCAGCCUAAGUGGGGAGUUAAAGACAUACCUGUAAUGCCCAAGGGAAGAUAUGAGAUUAUGAGGAAUUACAUGCCCAAAGUUGGAACACUUGGACUUGAUAUGAUGUUUAGGACAUGCACUGUACAGGUUAAUUUGGACUUCAGUUCUGAAGAUGACAUGAUCAGGAAAUUUCGUGCUGGUCUUGCUUUGCAGCCUAUUGCAACAGCUCUAUUUGCAAAUUCACCUUUCACUGAGGGAAAGCCAAAUGGUUAUCUCAGUAUGAGGAGCCAAAUAUGGACUGAUACUGAUAAUAAUCGCACUGGCAUGCUUCCUUUUGUUUUUGAUGACUCCUUUGGGUUUGAGCAGUAUGUUGAUUAUGCUCUUGAUGUCCCAAUGUAUUUUGUUUACCGGAAAAAGAAAUAUAUUGACUGUACUGGAAUGACUUUCAGGGACUUUCUGGCUGGAAAGCUUCCAUGUAUUCCAGGUGAAUUGCCAACACUAAAUGAUUGGGAGAACCAUUUGACAACAAUUUUUCCCGAGGUCAGACUGAAGAGAUACUUGGAGAUGAGGGGUGCUGAUGGAGGACCUUGGAGGAGGUUAUGUGCUUUGCCUGCAUUUUGGGUAGGUAUAUUAUAUGAUGAGGUUUCACUACAAAAAGUUCUAGACAUAACAGCUGAUUGGACCGCAGAAGAAAGACAGAUGCUAAGGAAUAAGGUUCCAAAGACUGGUCUAAAGACACCUUUUAGGGAUGGAUUGCUGAGGCAUGUUGCUGAAGAUGUUGUACAGUUGGCAAAGGAUGGCUUGGAAAGGAGAGGCUUCAAGGAAUCAGGUUUCCUAAAUGAGGUGGCUGAAGUGGUUAGAACAGGUGUGACACCAGCUGAAAAACUUUUGGAGCUGUAUAACGGGAAGUGGGAACAAUCUGUCGAUCCUGUUUUUGAGGAGCUACUGUAUUGAGGUGAAUCAAAUUCUUGUGGCACUUUACUGUGUUCAUUUUGUAUGAACCUUGAUUUUUUGGGUGUAAUCCUUUCUUUUUCAAGCUGGUUUUGGUUUAUAAUUGUAGAUUUAGCAUCCUAGAGGAAUAAAUUGUGAUGUAAAUCCUUGACAGGAGGCUUCUUAUGUAAUUCUCAUUGAAUAUAACCAGAUCAAACUCUGGUCACUCUCUCAUAAAUUAUUACAAGUUGUUGAGAACAUGUUAGCUCAGAUAAAUGAAUUUGAACUUCCAAAACAUUAACUGAAUUAUGUUGUAUGAUUGAUAACAAGUAUCGAUAUUUGAUAUGAUACAAGUACUUGUAACACAUUUA